Molecule: messenger RNA, 950 nt
Organism: Mercurialis annua (annual mercury)
Lineage: Eukaryota; Viridiplantae; Streptophyta; Magnoliopsida; Malpighiales; Euphorbiaceae
Product: soluble inorganic pyrophosphatase PPA1-like
Exons: 9
Coding region: 132-770 (212 amino acids)
Biological process (GO): phosphate-containing compound metabolic process
Cellular component (GO): cytoplasm
Molecular function (GO): inorganic diphosphate phosphatase activity; magnesium ion binding
Source: RefSeq, a predicted model, not a curated record
CAUCGUAGAGUGGCAGUGGAAAAACUUGUCACCACUCACCAUAAUGAACAGACUAAAAUCAUACACUAUAGAAUCGCUUCUUAAUUUCGGAUCAGCUGAACAUUUCUCUCUAGCUGAAUUGAAGAGUCAAGAUGGCUAACAAUGAUGGAGAAGCAAGUGGGAAAAGCUCCAAAAAAGUUGCUCUCAACGAAAGGAUUCUUUCUUCGAUGUCGCGGAGAUCUAUUGCUGCUCACCCCUGGCAUGACUUGGAGAUUGGCCCUGGUGCUCCAGCAGUUUUCAACUGUGUGGUUGAAAUUGGCAAAGGUAGCAAGGUUAAGUACGAGCUUGACAAGAAAAGCGGUCUUAUUAAAGUUGAUCGUAUUCUUUACUCAUCUGUUGUUUACCCACACAACUAUGGUUUCAUUCCAAGAACUAUAUGUGAGGAUAGCGAUCCUAUGGAUGUCCUGGUACUGAUGCAGGAGCCUGUGCUACCUGGUACUUUUCUUCGUGCUCGUGCCAUUGGUCUGAUGCCUAUGAUUGAUCAGGGUGAAAAAGAUGACAAAAUUAUAGCUGUAUGUGCUGAUGACCCUGAGUUCCGUCAUUAUACUGACAUCAAGGAGCUUCCUCCUCAUCGUCUAGCUGAAAUCCACCGCUUUUUUGAGGAAUACAAAAAGAAUGAGAACAAGGAAGUUGUUGUGGAAGAUUUUUUGCCAGCUGACGCUGCCGUGAAUGCCAUCAAGUACUCCAUGGAUCUGUAUGCAUCAUACAUCGUUGAAACUUUGAGGCAUUGAUUUUAAAUAACUUGGGAGAUAAGUUGGCUAAUUUGAGUACUAAGGCUCGACUUCUCGAUGAAUGCCGAUUUGUUGAACUUCUAAUACUUCAAAUGUUCUAAGCUGAGAUUUAUGUCUGAGUUCUGAAACAAAAGAAAAAUGAAUGUUAAAGUACUCUUAACUGUCAAAUUACCCCUUAAA